AUGCUUGACUCCGUGAUAAGCGUACUCAGGCAGAUCCCCUGUCCCCGGUCGCAGCAGGAUCGCUUGAAUGUCGCCCUCGGCACGGUCGCCGUCAUUGGAAGUGCCCUUCUCCUCCCCUCCGCCUAUCGCGACUAUCGCAUCUUCCGAGGUUAUGGAGACGGCGGAGUCCCGAACAAUAUUCUCGGAUGGAUGACAGUGCGCGCGCUGUUCCAGCCAUUUGGCAGGGAGAUGGUAAGCACGGAGGUCUAUGUCCAACGAAUUGAUGCGACGGACGGACAUGGCCAGGGCCAUGAUGGCUACUUGACACUUUCGGAGGAACAAUUGUCAGCGCGCAGACGUGACGGGAGACCCCAGAUUGGACCGCAUGUGGUGCCGCAGAGACAAUUGACGCAGAUUCCCGACGAGGAUGUCAUGGAGAAAUUCCACUCUCGGUUUGACUCGUUCGGCUUGCGAAAUCAUCACUUGGUCAAAUUUCAACAAUCCAAUCUCGAAGGCCAUGCCCAGGCACUCUUCGUUGCCAACCACCUCCCCAUCACCGAUCUAGCCACAUGCAUGCAAGGAGAAAUCGCGCACAUCCACAGUGGACAUGACUACUCAGUGCAUGCGGUCCUAGCUCCCGCGGAUUGCAAGAAAGUCAUCGACGCCGGUUGGGGUCAACGACACGCCUUCUCUGGUACAUCAGCAAUGACCUUUCUUAGUCUCGGCACGAUACCAAAUAUUCCUUCCGAAUAUCUAUUGAUUUAUGCGCCGCGUAAUGACGCGGAAGUCGACAUUGUGAUGGAAAUAAUCUCUGCUUCCGUCAAGUUUAUGACUGGCCGAGAAGACGUUCGAUAG
Molecule: messenger RNA, 834 nt
Organism: Penicillium diatomitis
Lineage: Eukaryota; Fungi; Ascomycota; Eurotiomycetes; Eurotiales; Aspergillaceae
Exons: 3
Coding region: 1-834 (277 amino acids)
Source: RefSeq, a predicted model, not a curated record